Messenger RNA from Equus quagga, 2609 nucleotides. It is a transcript of the gene DNAI2, whose product is annotated as dynein axonemal intermediate chain 2. NCBI's taxonomy places the organism in Eukaryota, Metazoa, Chordata, Mammalia, Perissodactyla, Equidae. Gene Ontology annotation, cellular component: outer dynein arm. The record is from RefSeq and is a predicted model, not a curated record. The coding region runs from base 147 to 1976 and encodes 609 amino acids. Gene Ontology annotation, molecular function: dynein light chain binding; dynein heavy chain binding. Gene Ontology annotation, biological process: cilium movement; outer dynein arm assembly. The transcript has 13 exons.
GCUAGGGCCGGCACCGGGGCUCGGGCGCGUCCCCAGAGGCCCAGCGGCAGGAGGAGCGGACCGACGGUAAGGGCGGGCUCCGGGAGGACGUCCGCGGCUGAAGAGGAGAGCGAGCGAAGGGGAGAGCCCCCGAGGCAGCCGGUACUAUGGAGAUCGUGUAUGUGUAUAUCAAGAAACGUAGUGAGUUCGGGAAGCAAUGCAACUUUUCGGACCGCCAGGCGGAGCUGAACAUUGACAUCGCACCCAACCCAGAGCUGGCCGAGCAGUUUGUGGAGCGGAACCCUGUGGACACAGGCAUCCAGUGCUCCACCAGCAUGUCGGAACACGAGGCCAACACAGAGCGAUUCGAGAUGGAGACCCGGGGCGUUAACCACAUUGAGGGGGGCUGGCCCAAGGAUGUGAACCCCCUGGAGCUGGAGCAGACGAUCCGCUUCCGGAAGAAGGUGGAGAAGGAUGAGAGCUACAUCAAUGCCAUCACGCAGCUCGGCUCGAUCAUGGAGCACUGCAUCAAGCAGAAUAAUGCCAUUGACAUCUACCAGGAGUAUUUUGAUGACGAGGACCCAGUGGAAGUGACAGAAGAGGCCCCUUCAGCUAAAACCAUCAAUGUUUUCAGGGAUCCCCAGGAGAUCAAGCGGCCAGCCACACACCUCUCCUGGCACCCCGAUGGUAACAGGAAGUUGGCAGUUGCGUAUUCUUGCUUGGAUUUUCAACGGGCGCCGGAGGGCAUGAGCCAUGACUCGUACAUCUGGGACCUCGAAAACCCCAACAGGCCUGAAAUUGUCCUGAAGCCGUCUUCUCCUCUCGUCACCUUGGAGUACAACCCCAAAGAUUCCCACGUGCUUCUGGGAGGCUGCUACAACGGGCAGAUUGCCUGUUGGGACACCCGGAAGGGCAGCCUGGUGGCAGAGCUGUCCACCAUUGAGUUCAGCCACCGAGACCCCGUGUACGGCACCAUCUGGCUGCAGUCAAAGACAGGCACAGAAUGCUUCUCGGCAUCCACGGACGGGCAGGUCAUGUGGUGGGAUAUCCGGAAGAUGAGCGAGCCCACUGAGGUGGUGAUCAUGGACAUCACCAAAAAGGAGCAGCUGGAAAAUGCGUUGGGGGCCAUCUCCCUGGAGUUCGAGUCUACUUUGCCAACUAAGUUCAUGGUGGGUACCGAGCAGGGCAUCGUCAUCUCCUGCAACCGCAAGGCCAAGACGUCGGCUGAGAAGAUCGUGUGCACCUUUGCAGGCCACCAUGGUCCCAUCUAUGCCCUCCAGAGAAAUCCCUUCUACCCAAAGAACUUCUUGACCGUCGGUGACUGGACCGCCCGCAUCUGGUCAGAAGACAGCCGGGAGUCGUCCAUCAUGUGGACCAAGUACCACAUGGCUUACCUCACCGAUGGCGCCUGGAGCCCCGUAAGGCCGGCAGUUUUCUUUACCACCAAGAUGGACGGGACCCUGGACAUCUGGGACUUUGUGUUCAAGCACUGUGACCCCGCCCUCAGCCUGAAGGUGUGUGACGAGGCCCUCUUCUGCCUCCGGGUGCAGGACAACGGGGGUUUCAUCGCCUGUGGCUCCAAGCUGGGGACAGCCACACUGCUGGAAGUGUCGCAUGGGCUCUGCACGCUGCAGAGGAAUGAGAAGAACAUAGCAUCUUCUAUAUUUGAGCGCGAGACCCGGCGGGAGAAGAUCCUGGAGGCAAGGCACCGAGAGAUGAGGCUGAAGGAGAAAGGCAAAGCGGAGGGCAAGGACGACGACCUGAGGGAGGAGGAGACUGCCGUGAACCUGGAGGAGCUGGUCGCCAAAGCCGAGGAGGAGUUCUUCAACGUCAUCUUCGCGGAGCUGAAGAAGAGGGAGACGGAAGCCUUGAAGAAGUCCAAGCCUAAGCAACCGAGUCUGGAGAUAGACCAGGACCAGGACCAGGACCAGGACCAGGAAGUGGAGGGAGAGGACGAAGGGGAGGAAGAAGGAGACGAUGAGGAGACUCCGGCCUAGCAGGUCAGCCCCGCCUGCAGCCCCACUCGCCCGUGCGCCUAGGUUUCCCACCGCUUGGCGCUGCCCUGGUUUUAUAAGCGGGGGCAGAGAGGGGGAGCACAGGGGCCCUGACCCAGCCCCCAGGCCGCACAGAUCACUGGCCUAACAGACUCACUGAGACGAGUCCCCAGCGACCCCUUGGAGGGAGAGAAGGGACAGGGCUCUUCCCUGAGCUGGUGUCCCUCGUCUCAGCCACCCAGGCGCACCCUGGGCACACCCCAGCCAACUCAGUCCCACCCAGCCUUUCAGCCUGGCCCUGCAUGGGCCCUUGGGUUCAGCUUCUCAAGAGCUUUCCCAACAAUCAUUUUCUCUCACAAGCUUGCAAAGCCUCGACUAGGCUCGCCACAGCCACGGUGGGGCCCCCGGAAAGCCCUGUGGUUGGGGGGAGGGGUUCCUCCUCCUCCCUCACUGACCCUCCCACCCACUUAUAACUCGGCAUAAGAAAGUCUGUCCACUUGUGAAAUUUCUUGCCAAGUAACUCCUCCGGGCAUGUUACCUCCGGGGGUGAGUGUAGAUGGAUGAGCCGAGCUUGGUUAUUCUUGUGCGCUGCAAGCUUUCUAUUACCUUAAUCCUUGUAAAAUUAAAUUAAAGAUA